Molecule: messenger RNA, 2424 nt
Organism: Plasmodium gallinaceum
Lineage: Eukaryota; Apicomplexa; Aconoidasida; Haemosporida; Plasmodiidae
Product: surface-associated interspersed protein (SURFIN)
Exons: 1
Source: RefSeq, a predicted model, not a curated record
AUGAGAAAAAAAUCCAUCAUAAAGAAGGCAAGAUUUUUAUCACAAGCAGAAGAAACAUCUUGUAUAUUAGAACAGCAAAAUAGUAAAACAAAAGGAAAUGAAGAUAACUCCCCUAGUGAAACAAGUAAGCUCAAAACAGAAAUUGAAUCAUUUAUGGAUGAUACUGGUAAUGAACUUCGAUUUUAUCUUGAAGACAAUAAUAUUAGGAAUGACACAGAAAAAUGUAAAAAGGCAUCCUCAUACAUAAAUUGGAGAGGAAUGGACUAUGUUAAUUUGCUAUUAAAUGAAAAAGAAAAAUAUAAUAUCUCAUGUCUUGUUGAAAAAUGGAAAGAGAAACAAAAUUCUUUUCAAACAAGUAUAGUUCAAAAAACAAAUUCAGCAUGUAAUGAAAAAACGUUUGAUUAUUGUGCUAUUUUGAAUAAAAAUGAUAAAUGCACUAGACCUUAUGAAUAUAAUGAUCUACCAGUAUCCACAUCAUUAACAUACGAACAACUCAAGGAAGAUACUUAUAGUACUAAUAAAACUCAAAUUAUUGAAGAUAGACGGUUAAGCUUUCUCAAUAUUACUAAUGAUAUGUCUGAUUACUAUUACAGAAUGUAUGAAUAUAACAAAUCUCCACGUAAUUGUGGAAAGUGGAGUAUGUAUAUAUAUAAGAGAGGAAAACAAUUUGUUAAUAUGGCGGAAAAUGAAUUAUAUGAAAAUCAAUUAUAUGUAAAUCAUUCUAUUAAAAUAUGGAAUGAUCAUAGUAAUACCUUGCAAAAUAUUGAAUUAAGAGACACUGGUAUUCAAUGUAAUAUGACAACAUUAAUUCAUCAAAUUAAAGAGAGACAAAAUACAGAUGACCCAUAUAAUUUAGAUUGGCUUUCUUCAAAUAGCACUCAAAAUGAAUCUAAUGAAACUUCAAAUAAUACAACUACAUUACCAGAUGCCUUGCAACCUACAAUUGUAACUCCUAAUGAAUUACAUGAUACUACUACAGGUUCAUUGGGUAACAAUACGACUAGUGUUAAUAAUGUAAAUGGUGCCAGUCCCUCUGAAAAUACAUUAACAAGCGACACUUCAGUAACACCAGUUGCUGUAGAUCAAACUUCCCCAGAAGCUGCAAUCACAGUUUCUCCAGAAAACUCAACACAAUCCAAUUCUUUAACUCCAAAUAAAACAAUACAUCCUAAUACUAAUACUACAUCUGACACAACCUCAUCAUCACAUUCCCCUGAGGUUGUAGCAUCUCCUGCAACUUCUUUACCUUCUGAAACUGUAACUUCUGUAAAUAAAAUUACAUCUACAAAUUGCAAUUCAUCUGUUACAAAUGAUACUGCUACAGAUUCAAUGGAUAUCAAAACGACUAAUGUUAAUAACGUAAAUGGUACCAAUGGCUCUGAAAAUACAUUAACAAGCGACACUUCAGUACCAACAGUUGCUGCAGAUCAAAUUUUCCCAGGAACUGCAUUAACAAUUUCUCCAGAUAACUCAACACAAUCCAAUUCAUUAACUCCAAAAGUUACAAUACAUUCUGAUACUAAUACUAUAUCUAACACAACCUCAUCAUCACAUUCUCCUGAGGUUCCAACAUCUCCUGCAACUGAAAUAUUACCUUCAAAUUCUACUACAAGUAGUGGCACACCUUCAGUUACACCUUUACAUGGAGAAAUAUCUCCUACAGCGACUAAUGAAUAUUCUACUACUACGGCUGAGUCAUUGGAAAAUAAUAUUACACCUUCUACAACACCAACUAAAUCUCCUGAAACUUCUUUACCUUCUGAAACUGUAACUUCUGUAAAUAAAAUUACAUCUACAAAUGGCAAUUCAUCUGUUACAAAUGAUACUGCUACAGAUUCAAUGGAUAUCAAAACGACUAAUGUUAAUAACGUAAAUGGUACCAAUGCCUCUGAAAAUACAUUAACAAGAGACACCUCAGUACCACCAGUUGCUGCAGAUCAAAUUGCCCCAGAAACUGCGACCGCAAUUUCUCCAGAAGAUUCAACACAAUCCAAUUCUUUAACUCCCAAAGUUACAAUACAUCCUAAUACUAAUACUAUAUCUAACACGACCUCAUCAUCACAUACCCCUGAGCUUGUAACAUCUCCUGCUACUGAAACAUUACCUUCAAAUUCUACUACAAGUAGUGGCACACCUUCAGUUACACCUUCACCUGGAGAAAUAUCUCCUACAGCAACCAAUGAAUAUUCUAAUACUACUAUGAAGAUAUUUACAAAUAAUAUUACACCUUCUACAACAUAUACUAAAUCUCCUCCAACUUUAUCAUUACCUUCUGAAACUGUAACUUCUGUAAAUAAAACUAUAUCUACAAUUGGCAAUACAUCUGCUACAAAUGUUACUGCAUCUCCUUCAAUUGAUCCUAUUUCUUCUUCUGAUAUUACACCUUCUCUUACAACUAUGACUACGACGCCUACAGAUGAUUCU